Messenger RNA from Helianthus annuus (common sunflower), 1576 nucleotides. RefSeq names its product polygalacturonase. Lineage: Eukaryota; Viridiplantae; Streptophyta; Magnoliopsida; Asterales; Asteraceae. The coding region runs from base 6 to 1187 and encodes 393 amino acids. Gene Ontology annotation, molecular function: polygalacturonase activity. The record is from RefSeq and is a predicted model, not a curated record. The transcript has 3 exons. Gene Ontology annotation, biological process: carbohydrate metabolic process.
CCAUCAUGUUCCUUAAACAUAUCGCAUUAGUUGUUCCAGUUUUGUUGUUUCUAUUGUUACAGUACUCAUCAGCAAAAGUUACAUACAACGUCCUCAGUUUUGGAGCCAAAGCUAACGGCCGGUCAGACUCAAAAAAUGCGUUCCUAAAAGCCUGGAAUUUGGCAUGUGCCUCCACUAGUCCUGCGAUCAUUUAUGUGCCGGCCGGCAGGUAUUUGAUUGCGUCGGCAGUCACAUUUGCCGGCCAGGCAUGUAAGAGCAAAGCCAUCACAUUCAAGAUAUAUGGUACUUUGGUGGCUCCCUCUAGCUACAAUGCUAUAGGUAACUCUGAAGUAUGGAUUAAAUUCCACAGGGUUAACCAUGUUACCAUCUCUGGUGGAACUCUUGAUGCCCGAGGUGCUCCUCUAUGGGCUUGCAAAUCCUCUGGAAAGAGAUGUCCUAAAGGAGCUACGUCACUUGGCUUCUACCAUUCCCAAAACAUAGUGAUCAGUAAGUUGAGGUCAUUAAACAGCCAAAUGUUUCACAUCUUGCUCUAUGCAUGCAACAAUGCUAAAAUACAAGGAGUGAGCAUUGUGGCACCCGGGCUAAGUCCGAACACGGAUGGAAUCCAUUUAACAUCAUCAACAGGUGUGACCGUCUUGAAUUCUAAGAUCGCGACUGGAGACGAUUGCAUCUCAAUGGGGCCAGGAAAUUCAAAUAUUUGGAUAGAGAAGGUGGCAUGUGGCCCAGGUCAUGGCAUAAGCAUUGGGAGUCUAGGGUGGGACUUGCAAGAAGCCGGUGUCCAGAAUGUAACCGUAAAAAGCACAACAUUUAUAGGUACUCAAAAUGGUGUAAGGAUAAAAACAUGGGCGAGGCGAAGCAAUGGGUUUGUGAAGAAUGUUGUUUUUCAGCAUUCAACAAUGGUGAACGUGCAAAACCCAAUCAUAAUAGAUGCAAAUUACUGCCCAAACAAAAAGAACUGCCCCAAUCAUGUUUUAGGAGUAAAGAUCAGCAACGUUGUGUAUGAGGAUGUGCACGGAACAUCAGCAACACAAGUGGCAGUGAAAUUUGAUUGUAGCAAAGGGAAGCCAUGUAGCGGAAUCCGACUAAAGGAUGUUAACCUCAAAUAUAGGAGUCGACCAGCGAUGUCUUCUUGUUCACAUGUUGCCGGUGUUGUUUCUGGAUUACGUGGAUUUACAAGCUGUCUCUAAUUGUGGGUAAGGGGACAUCAUGGUGGUACACCCUUUCUCAGACAUUGUAGGUUCAAAUCCUACGAAGUGCAGGUGUGAUGAUUUUCAGAGUAGAGUAGGUGUAGAGUAUAGAGUGUGUGUUUACCGGUCAUAAAAAAAAAAAUAUAUAUAUUAUGGGUGCUGCUACUGCUACAAAUUCAUAUUCCUAGCUAGGGGAUUUUUCUCAGUGUUAGCAUCAUCAGUUUGAAUAUGGAUGGAAAGUGGCCUCAGAUCUUUUUUUGUUUGAAGCGCCACAUUGCAGAAUGCAGUUUAGGACAUAUUUUAAUCUUUCAAAUAUAUCUGUAUGUAUGUGUAAUGGUAUGUAUAUGUUUCAUUAAACCUGUAUGAUCUAUAUGUUGCUUCAAAACCAA